Diaporthe citri is the source of this 1110-nucleotide messenger RNA. RefSeq lists its product as uncharacterized. The coding region runs from base 1 to 1110 and encodes 369 amino acids. Lineage: Eukaryota; Fungi; Ascomycota; Sordariomycetes; Diaporthales; Diaporthaceae. The transcript is spliced from 3 exons. The record is from RefSeq and is a predicted model, not a curated record.
AUGGCCAGAGAGGAGGGAGCACCGGCACCAACAGAGAAGGAUAUUAUACGCGCCCAGCGAGAGAUAUUAGCAGCCAGGGAGUCCCCGUCGGCGCCGAACUCUGCUUUCCCCGAGACUCCCACCGCCCCGAACGAUGACCGUCUCGGUGCCGGGGCCUUCCCUGAGGCCCAGCCCAAUCUCAGCCUGCCACCAUACCCGGGCCUCCUGGUGGUGUACCCUGAGCAGCAGGAACAGCGGCCUGAACAACAUCCACCUCCUCAGCCGCAGGAGUACCCAGGCCUCCCCCGCCUCGACUACCGCCUGUAUUCGCCGCCGCUCUUCGAGCUCUCGUCCGACUGCACGACUAUCAAGUCGACGGCGCCGUACCUCUCCAGCACGGUCGAGGCGCUCACGGCCCUGGUUCGGGCGCAGGCCACCAUGCCCCCCAAGCCACAGGUCCACAUCACCGGAAAGAGGGGGAGCAAGAUCGACUUCGCAGUCAAGUUGAAUCUGCUGCCCCUGCUCGUGCCCGAGGGAGGAACCGCUGGUGAUGGGAAGCCCAGGAGCUACAUACGCUGUAUAGGAUCGGGUGAGACGGCGCUGAGGGGCGGGACGAAGCCCGAGCUGCUGCCAGAUCUGGGCGACCACGCCGGCCUGGAGGUGUGGGCUCGCAGGUUUAUCAACGACCCAAACCAUGUCAAGGCGUUCGUGCUGGAGCGCGUCGUGACGAACCUCGACACGGACUGGCUCUCCAGCCAGAUCCGGAUCCUUGUCAACCCAUUAAACUACAAAGGCGUCGUCACGGUCUCGUUCCCAGUGACGCACUGCAAGGUGGUGGUGCAGAGCCCGGACAGGGUGAACAAGUUCUUCACGGGGAUCACGACGCUCUUCUCGGGGAAGCGGACAGGACCGAGCCCCUCGGCGGCCGCCGACGCGGCCAGCCCGCGGCGCUGCGUCGUGCAGAGCGAGGACCAGUGGUGGCGGGAGUGGGCGCAGCCCAUCAAGUACGCCAUCGCCACCAAGAGGCACGGCUGGGUCACCAACGAGGACAAGCUCGAGGCCAUCAUGGAGGGCAAGGGGGAGGGCCUGUCGUCUGUCGACUGGUCUGAGGAGUUCGACAGCACGCCGUGA